This is a messenger RNA of Prunus dulcis (almond), 1435 nucleotides long. RefSeq names its product receptor-like serine/threonine-protein kinase At1g78530. The record is from RefSeq and is a predicted model, not a curated record. Gene Ontology annotation, biological process: protein phosphorylation. Lineage: Eukaryota; Viridiplantae; Streptophyta; Magnoliopsida; Rosales; Rosaceae. The coding region runs from base 261 to 1325 and encodes 354 amino acids. Gene Ontology annotation, molecular function: ATP binding; protein kinase activity. The transcript has 5 exons.
AGUUGCUUUGUAGCCUUGUAUUGAUAUUAUAAAGUGUUGGUGCUCAUCUUAGACUUUUUAGAUCUAUCAUGCUCUUUAGACUUUGUCCUCUCCAUUUGCACAUGAACAUAUAUCAAUAAACUUUGGUUUCAGACAAAGCAAACUUCUGCUAAACAAUUUCUCCAAAUUAUUUCCUUGGUGUAGUUCUUUGUGAAAGAAAACUUCCCAUUACCAAGCUGAAAGUGCCCGAAAUCCCCUCGCCGAUUUGUAGAGAAUCGAAAAUGGGAAAGACUUUGGUUCUAGCAUUCUACAUAACCAUAUGCUGUAUUGCUUUUGUGAUAUCAAAGAUUGUUAUUUCAGUCCUCAUCUAUAGGCGAUGGAAGAGAAAGAAGUUGGUUUUUGAAGAUGGCGUCUCUGGUGGGAAAAUGGUUUUGUUUAGGGCUUCUGCAAUGCAAUCUCUCAAAUCAGAUACAUUCUUAAAGAAGACACUCAAGUUGAGCAACAAGGACAUCAUUGGCUCUGGAGGCUAUGGGACAGUUUAUAAACUGACAGUAAAUGAGUCCAUAGCCUUUGCUGUGAAAAGAUUGAACAGAGGAAGUGCAGAUAGAGACCGAGGCUUCGAGAGAGAGUUAGAAGCGAUGGGGGACAUAAAGCACCGCAACAUUGUGACCCUUCAUGGAUAUUACACUGCUCCAAACUACAAUCUUCUUAUAUAUGAAUUGAUGCCUAAUGGAAGUUUGGAUGCAGUCCUACAAGGAAGAUCAAUGGAGAAGAAGCUUUUGGAUUGGCCUUCCAGAUACAAAAUAGCACUAGGUACUGCAAGAGGAAUAUCAUACCUUCAUCAUGAUUGCAUCCCUCACAUAAUCCAUAGAGAUAUUAAAUCAAGCAACAUAUUGUUGGAUCAAAACAUGGAGGCCAGAGUUUCUGACUUUGGGCUGGCCACUUUGAUGGAACCAGAUAAGACUCAUGUUUCAACACUUGUAGCUGGAACUUUUGGAUACUUAGCUCCUGAAUAUUUCGAUACAGGAAGAGCAACAGCAAAAGGGGAUGUUUACAGUUUUGGAGUGGUUUUAUUAGAACUUCUAACUGGAAAGAAACCUACAGAUGAAGCAUUUAUUGAGGAGGGUACGAAGCUUGUGACAUGGGUGAAGGCAGUUAUUCAGGACAAAAAGGAGGAGUAUGUGAUUGACAGUAACUUAGGGUGUUGUCCAACCGAUGAGAUUAACAAUGCCUUUAGUAUUGCUUUAAUGUGCCUUGAACCAGAGCCUUCCAAGAGGCCUACCAUGGUUGAGGUUGUCAAGAUGCUUGAGGAGAUAAAAAAUAACAAAGUUGUAAAAGAGACUUAAAUCAUAUGAUUAAUGCAUCUCCUUUCUUUUAGACAAUGUAUAGAUUCUAUACACCAGUUUAUGCCCUCAAGUGGUCCUAGCCUUCUUAUCAAGAGCUUUCUUCCAUCAUU